AUGAGUCAAGCAAUGUGUUUGAACGUAUCAGAGGCGCUGUGGUGCAACCCGCGCCCGGGACCUGCAAUCCCUUCACCCCAGUGCAACCCUUCACCCGCAAAGGGCCUGCAACCCACCCAGUGCAACCCCGCCGGACCCUGCAACAACCUUCACCCCAGUGCAACCCCUCGCCCGGACCUGCAACCCUUCACCCCAGGGCAACCCUGCCCGGGACCUGCAACCCUUCACCCAGUGCAACCCCGCGCCCGGGACCUGCAACCCUUCACCAGUGCAACCCCGCCCCGGAACCUGCAACCCUUCACCCAGUGCAAACCCCCGCCCGGGACCUGCAACCCUUGCCAGUGCAACCCGCGCCCGUGCCCUGCAACCCUUCACCCCAGUGUGCAACCCCGCGCCCGGGACCUGCAACCCUUCACCCCAGUGCAACCCGCCCGGACCUGCAACCCUCACCCCAGUGCAACCCCGCGCCCGGGACCUGCCCCUCACCCCAGUGCAACCCCGCGCCCGGGACCUGCAACCCUUCACCCCAGUGCAACCCCGCGCCCGGGACCUGCAACCCUCACCCAGUGCAACCCCGCCCGGACCUGCAAACCCCAGUGCAACCCCGCCCCACCUGGUGCAAACCCCGCGCCCCUGCAACCCUUCACCCCAGCAACCCCGCGCCCGGGUGCAACCCUUCACCCCAGUGCAACCUGCCGGGACCUGCCCUUCACCCCAAGUGCAACCCGCGCCCGGGACCUGCACCCUUCACCCCAGUGCAACCCCGCGCCCAGGACCUGCAACCCUUCACCCCAGUGCAACCCCGCGCCCGGGACCUGCAACCCUUCACCCCAGUGCAAACCCGCGCCGGGACCUGCAACCCUCACGCCCAGUGCAACCCCCGCGCCAGACCUGCAACCCUUCACCCCAGGUGCAACCCGCGCCCAGGACCUGCAACCCUUCACCCCAGUGCAACCCCCGCGCCCGGGACCUGCAACCCUUUCACCCCAGUGCAACCCCGCGCCCGGGACCUGCAACCCUUCACCCCAGUGCAACCACCCCGCGCCCAGGACUGCAACCCUUCACCCCAGUGCAACCCCGCCCCAGGACCUGCAAACCCUUCACCCCAGUGCAACCCGCGCCCAAACCUGCAACCUUCACCCCAGUGCAAAAGCCUGCAACCCCUCACCCAGUGCAACCCCGCGCCCGGGACCUGCAACCCUUCACCCCCAGUGGCAACCCCGCGCCCGGACCCUUGCAACCCUUCACCCCAGUGCAACCCCGCGCCCUUAG
Penaeus vannamei (Pacific white shrimp) is the source of this 1272-nucleotide messenger RNA. The record is from RefSeq and is a predicted model, not a curated record. Lineage: Eukaryota; Metazoa; Arthropoda; Malacostraca; Decapoda; Penaeidae.